AUGUCCAACGUCGUCGAGACCAUCCUCAACAACCACGUCAAAAACUAUGCCGCGCCGGUUUCGCAGCUAGAGCAAGCCGAACAGGAGAUCCUAACUUGUCUCGGAGCACCCAAGCUUCCAUCUCUCGAGACCUUUGAGGGACCAUUCCUCGUCGACGACGAGCUACUCGCAUACUAUAAUCGCUCGGGCAUCACCUCUCCCUCUCUGUCUGGCCUCGAAUCGCUUUUCAACGAUGACCGGGACACUCUUGUAUGUCCUGGGGCUCCAAGGACACCAUUUUGUGAAGAGUUCGAAGGACUUG
Acaulospora colombiana is the source of this 301-nucleotide messenger RNA. NCBI's taxonomy places the organism in Eukaryota, Fungi, Glomeromycota, Glomeromycetes, Diversisporales, Acaulosporaceae. The record is from the annotation of a GenBank genome assembly.